Molecule: messenger RNA, 1092 nt
Organism: Photinus pyralis (common eastern firefly)
Lineage: Eukaryota; Metazoa; Arthropoda; Insecta; Coleoptera; Lampyridae
Product: E3 ubiquitin-protein ligase rnf8-B-like
Exons: 2
Coding region: 169-807 (212 amino acids)
Biological process (GO): double-strand break repair; protein K48-linked ubiquitination; ubiquitin-dependent protein catabolic process
Cellular component (GO): cytosol; ubiquitin ligase complex; site of double-strand break
Molecular function (GO): ubiquitin protein ligase activity; histone binding
Source: RefSeq, a predicted model, not a curated record
UGGUUUAGUGUCUUUUGCACUCUUAUGUUGGUGGUUGUUUUUGGCCAACCUGUUGUGCUGUUUUUUUAUUUAAUUUCCAAAAUCCGAAAACUGUGCCAAAUAUAAAAGAACUGCCCUAUUUAAAAAAACGACUUAUCUAAUAAAAUUGCCUUUGCUAAUGUCUCGAUAAUGAAUCCAGCCGAACAGCUCGAGCAAGUACAAAACGAACUUCUCUGCAGUAUUUGCUACAAUUACUUCUUAAGAGCGUACACGCUGUCAUGUUCGCACUCGUUCUGUUUGAAUUGUAUUAACGUGUGGAGGGCGAACCACCGCGACUGUCCAAUAUGUCGUUCUCCUAUUUACAGUAUGGCACCUAGUCGUGCUUUGGAUAAUAUGGUUGCUACCUUUAACGGGGACCAAUACCGAGGUGAUAUAAGCGAUCCUGCGCCAAUUGAGAUAGAAGAUGAUGACAAUGAGACCGAAGAGGUUGUGUAUGAUGACAGCAGCCAUGCUAGUAGCAGCUCUUUUGAUAUUGCGGACAGCGACAAUGAAAUUGUUAGCGAUGCCGGUUCGCAAGAUGAUGCAGUGAGCUUCGAUUUGCAAUCCCUAGAUGAAGAGACUGAUCCCGAUUUAGAAUAUGAUAGUGAGACUGAUGAAAACCAAGCUAGUCCGGAUGAUUCGCAUCUGGCCGAUCUUGAUGAGACUUUUUCUAGUUUACCUGUACACGAAUCCGAUUUCUUUGAAAGCGAUGACGAUUCUUUAUAUGACUAUGCAUAUCCGUCAUCUUUACAUCCCAAUGUAGGAAUGAAAUUCUUAGAACAAUGGUAACUGUUUUUCUAAUUGUAUAAAUGUAUAUAUGUUUUCUUCUUCGUGUUACAAAAUGCAGGUUCAGUUGUGUUCCACGUUUUGUUUAUUUGUUUCAAAAUUUUCCCAUAAUCAAAUUGUGCGUGUAUUCAAUAGUUUUGACAAUAAAUUCAACAGUAUAUUUUGCAAAUGAUUUGUUUCUUUUUUGUUAAGUAUGACAUUUUUUUUGCAUUCUUUUUCAGAGUGUGACCAUUAUUUAGUAUAACCUUUUUACAUAUUACAUAUUUUUCUAAUAGGAAGCGUACCCAG